AUGCCUACCCUCGCGCUCACAAACUUCAAUAUCCUCGUAGGCUUGUUAGGUGGCUGGAUCUCGCUGUUCGGCCUGGUCUCAUACUUAUGCAAGGAGAACUACUACCUCUCCGAAGCUCUGAUAUCCCUCCUCGCGGGCGUGGCCUUCUCUCCUCCUGCAGCAAACCUCAUCAGACCGCUGGAAUAUGCCGGCACGGAAGAGGAUGUCGAGAGCGUCACCCUCGCCUUCUCACGCCUCGUCCUCGGCGUCGAGCUCGUCCUCGCCGGCGUUCAGCUGCCCAGCAGGUAUCUCCGCACGCAGUGGAAGCCCAUGGCCCUGCUGGUCGGCCCCGUCAUGACCUGCAUGUGGCUCGCAACGUCUCUCCUCGUCUGGGCCCUGGUGCCGCAUAUCCCCUUUUUGCACGCCCUCGCCGUCGGCGCCUGCGUGACGCCCACGGAUCCGGUGCUGUCCAACGUCAUCGUCAAGGGCCGCUUCGCAGACCACAACAUACCCACGGAGCUGCAGAAUCUCAUCAUCAGCGAGUCCGGCGCCAAUGAUGGGCUGGGAUACCCGUUUCUGUUCUUCGCCUUGUACCUAAUCAAGUACAUUGGUGACGGCGGCAAGCAGGUCUCUGGAGGCGCCGGCUUGGCGAUGGGGUUGUGGUUCGGUGAAACCUGGGGCUAUACCAUCAUCCUCAGCGUCAUCUACGGUGCCGUUGUGGGAUGGCUCGCAAAGACGCUGCUCAGAUGGGCCGAGAAGCGCAAAUAUGUUGACAGGGAGAGCUUCCUGGUCUUUGCAAUCUCCCUGGCGCUCUUCAUCGUCGGAACGUGCGGCAUGAUUGGCAGCGAUGACGUGCUCGCGUGCUUCAUCGCCGGCAACGCUUUUACGUGGGACGAUUGGUUCCGCUUGGAAACCGAAGACGACUCCUUCCAGCCAACGAUUGAUAUGCUCUUGAACGUCACCAUCUUCAUGUGGUACGGCGCCGUCAUCCCGUGGGACGAGUUCCUUCACAACAACGUGAUUCCCAUCUACCGUCUCAUCCCACUCGGCAUCUUGGUAUUGAUUUUGCGGCGCCUACCCUUCGUCUUCGCCAUCCACCGCUUCAUACCCCAGAUCGAGGAGGUGAAGCAAGCCAUCUUCGUGGGCUUCUUCGGCCCCAUUGGAGUGUCGGCCAUCUUUUACCUCUACGUCACAGUCGAGUUUCUGCACACGCUGAACGAGGGCGAUGAACCUCGUUCGGAUGUCGCUCACCUACCCGAGAUAGUCAGAGUCGUCGUCUGGUUCCUCGCAGUCUGUAGUAUAGUGGUACACGGGCUGAGCAUCCCGCUCGGCAAGCUCGGCUACUACGCUCCACGCUCGCUCUCUAGAGGCAUAUCUUUCAUGAGCGGCGAAGGCGACGGCGAGGGUCCCGAGGCCACUCGACCUUCGUUCCGCAUUCGUGGCAGAGUACUGUAUCCCUUUGGCCGUUCACGAUCCCAAGGUAUCGAAGCAGCGACAGGCUCGGGCUACGAUACCGAGUCGCGAGUACAGUCACAGUCACAACCCCAAUCCGACGCGGAAGGAGUCAAUAGGCCCAUCUACAGAAUCGGCGGCUCAGUCAUCCCUCCGCAGCCUGCGGGCGCGGACGAGCCGGGUGCGGCCCCUCCUUGGACGAAGCGGACCGAUCAACCGGAGCAGCAGAAACGUUCAGGCCCCGAAGACGGAGAACGCGUUAACGGUUCUCAGACAAAGGUGGCUGAUGAGCAACAGCAGGUGCAGACGCCACCGCCACCACCAGAGCUCCCAAGUCGUACAAUCCGGUUUCCGGACGAGACACCCGCAGCACCUCGGUGA
Colletotrichum lupini is the source of this 1812-nucleotide messenger RNA. RefSeq names its product sodium/hydrogen exchanger family protein. Bases 1 to 1812 code for a protein of 603 amino acids. Gene Ontology annotation, biological process: sodium ion export across plasma membrane; proton export across plasma membrane; regulation of membrane potential. Gene Ontology annotation, cellular component: plasma membrane. Gene Ontology annotation, molecular function: sodium:proton antiporter activity. NCBI's taxonomy places the organism in Eukaryota, Fungi, Ascomycota, Sordariomycetes, Glomerellales, Glomerellaceae. The record is from RefSeq and is a predicted model, not a curated record. The transcript has 3 exons.